ACAACAUCAACCUGCAGACACACAGUAGAAAAUAAAGACAAAGAAAAUGGUGAGCACAACUAUUGGGACAUCAAAAUCUGACCGAAGUCCGAAGAGCUUAACAAACAUUGAAAUCUUUGAGAUAUGCAUAUAUUUUGUCAUCUUAGUCAUAGGUGUCAUUGGAAAUGGACUUGUCAUCUUUGUGACCGGCUACAAAAUUAAGAAGACAGUCAACUCCAUUUGGUUUCUCAACUUGGCGAUUGCAGACUUCUUUUUUAUUACGUUCUUGGUUUACAAAAUUGUUGCCUUUGACAAGAGUAUACUUUUGAACUUGAACAAUCACAUGAAUUCAUGCUUGUAUUUUGGUUUUGCACUAAAUAUGUCUGCAAGUGUUUUCUUUCUGACAGUUAUCAGUGUGGAUCGAUGUCUGUGCACAUGGUUUGUUGUUUGGGCUCAGAACAAACGAACUUUAGUCAAAGCCAGAAUCAUCAGUGUAUUUGUGUGGAUUUUAUCCAUGUACUGCAGCAUCCCUUUUGGCUUUGUUAGAAUUGUACAAGAUGCUGAAAAUGUCAUGAAUGUGUAUAUGUCUCUGUUCACAUUCUUGUUUAUUAUAGGAUUUGUAAUUCCCUUUAUAAUCAUUGCAUCUUCAUACAUAGCUAUUGGUGUGCGAGUAAAACGUCUCAAAACAGGAAAGCAGCUUCGUUCUUACCGGAUCAUAACUGUGAUUCUGGCUUUUUUCAUAUGCUGGUUUCCUUUUCAUGUUCAGAAAUUGUGUUUAAUAAGUGCAUAUAAGUAUAACUGGAGUGACAGUGCUAAAAAGAAACUUAAUGAUGCAGAACCUUUUGUAGCCUGUCUGGCUUUUUUUAACAGUUGUCUGAACCCCAUUCUCUAUGUGUUCAUGUGUGAUGAGUAUAAGAAGAAACUUAAAAAGUCUCUCCUGCUGGUGUUUGAGGGGGCUUUUACUGAAGAGCAUCUGAGUUUAAGAUCAACUCCACUUCCUCACAACUCUCAAUGUCAGCAGGUAUUAAGUGUACAGACAGAAGAAACAAACAUCUGAUUCUUUGCUGGCAGCAAGAGAACAGAACAAUUUUGAGCUUCGGUCUCUGUUCUCCUGUUUGUACAGACAAACAGAAAGUCUCACUCCAAACUCUUGCCAACAGCUCAAUAUAUCGAUGAAGAGGAAGUGAAGAUUCAAUCUACAAAUCUCUUACAUAGGUUAAAGUUAACUCUCUCACUGAAUGUUUUUCUUUCUGUUUUGUUAUUCAAAAUUAUAUGUUGUAACAUUAUUAGUGCAAAUCUUUCUUUUUUAAAUCGAAUCUUGUAACUAUCUAAGAUUAUCUUAUCUAAG
Messenger RNA from Paramisgurnus dabryanus, 1327 nucleotides. RefSeq names its product C3a anaphylatoxin chemotactic receptor-like. The record is from RefSeq and is a predicted model, not a curated record. Gene Ontology annotation, cellular component: plasma membrane. Gene Ontology annotation, molecular function: complement receptor activity; G protein-coupled receptor activity. Gene Ontology annotation, biological process: complement receptor mediated signaling pathway; phospholipase C-activating G protein-coupled receptor signaling pathway; inflammatory response. Lineage: Eukaryota; Metazoa; Chordata; Actinopteri; Cypriniformes; Cobitidae.